Manis javanica (Malayan pangolin) is the source of this 2053-nucleotide messenger RNA. It is a transcript of the gene NR1H2, whose product is annotated as nuclear receptor subfamily 1 group H member 2. NCBI's taxonomy places the organism in Eukaryota, Metazoa, Chordata, Mammalia, Pholidota, Manidae. Gene Ontology annotation, cellular component: RNA polymerase II transcription regulator complex. The record is from RefSeq and is a predicted model, not a curated record. Gene Ontology annotation, molecular function: RNA polymerase II cis-regulatory region sequence-specific DNA binding; zinc ion binding; nuclear receptor activity. Gene Ontology annotation, biological process: lipid metabolic process; cell differentiation; negative regulation of transcription by RNA polymerase II.
GUUCGUAACCUCCGAGUCCCCGCCUUUUCCGGACGUUACGCACAGUGGGGUUGCCGGAAGAAGUGGCGAAGUUACUUUUGAGAGGAUCCGACCAGCGGCGGCUUGCCAGGGGAUACCGAAGAGAGAAGAGAAGCGGAGUAAGGAGACGGAGGCAGCUCGCGCCACCCACGCCUGUUUCUACGGCAACGGGAGUAGGAGACCCCGCGAGAGGCCGCCCACGAGACCCUCGCGCGCAGCCAUGAGCCCCGCCCCCCACUGGUGUUCGGAGAGGGGCGGGACCUGGAGCGAGGCUGCCUCGUGACCCCACCAUGUCCACCCCCACUACAAGUUGCCCGGACACCCCUUUGCCUGGACAUGGUCCCCCUCCACCCAGUGCCCCUUCUUCGUCACCUGCUGUAAAGGAAGAGGGUCCUGAGCUGUGGUCUGGGGGUCCGGACCCCGAUGUCCCAGGCGCCGAUGAGGCUGGCUCAGCCUACAUCGUGGUCACCCUAGACCCAGAAGAGGAGCCAGAGCGCAAGCGAAAGAAGGGCCCCGCGCCGAAGAUGCUGGGCCACGAGCUAUGCCGCGUCUGCGGCGACAAGGCCUCUGGCUUCCACUACAACGUGCUCAGCUGUGAAGGCUGCAAGGGCUUUUUCCGGCGCAGCGUGGUCCGGGGCGGGGCAGGGCGCUAUGCCUGCCGGGGCGGUGGAACCUGCCGGAUGGAUGCCUUCAUGCGGCGCAAGUGUCAGCAGUGCCGGCUGCGCAAAUGCAAGGAGGCUGGGAUGAGGGAGCAGUGCGUCCUAUCUGAAGAGCAGAUCUGGAAGAAGAAGAUUCAGAAGCAGCAGCAGCAGCCGUCGCCCGUAGAGGCUGGGGUCAGCAGCAGCUCUGUCUCUGCGCCCGGGGCCUCCCCUGGAGGGUCCGACAGGGGAGGCCAAGGCUCUGGGGAAGGCGAGGGCAUCCAGUUAACAGCUGCUCAAGAACUAAUGAUCCAGCAGUUGGUGGCGGCCCAGCUGCAGUGCAACAAACGCUCCUUCUCCGACCAGCCCAAAGUCACGCCCUGGCCCCUGGGUGCAGACCCUCAGUCCCGUGAUGCCCGCCAGCAGCGCUUUGCCCACUUCACAGAGCUGGCCAUCAUCUCAGUCCAGGAGAUUGUGGACUUUGCUAAGCAGGUGCCUGGCUUCCUGCAGCUGGGCCGUGAGGACCAGAUUGCCCUCCUGAAGGCAUCUACCAUUGAGAUCAUGCUGCUGGAGACAGCCAGGCGCUACAACCACGAGACAGAGUGCAUCACUUUCCUGAAGGACUUCACCUAUAGUAAGGAUGACUUCCACCGCGCAGGCCUGCAGGUGGAGUUCAUCAACCCCAUCUUCGAGUUCUCACGGGCCAUGCGGCGGCUGGGCCUGGACGACGCCGAGUACGCCUUGCUCAUUGCCAUCAACAUCUUCUCGGCUGACAGGCCCAACGUGCAGGAGCCGAGCCGCGUCGAGGCCCUGCAGCAGCCCUACGUGGAGGCGUUGCUCUCCUACACGCGAAUCAAGAGGCCCCAGGAUCAGCUCCGCUUCCCUCGCAUGCUGAUGAAGCUUGUGAGCCUGCGCACACUGAGCUCCGUGCACUCGGAGCAGGUCUUUGCCCUGAGACUUCAGGACAAGAAGCUGCCGCCUCUGCUGUCUGAGAUCUGGGAUGUCCACGAGUGAGGGGCGGCCACUCUGUCCCACAUCCCUGCACCCUCCAGUCAAUGGACUUUCACUCCUUCCUCCUGGGUGGAAAAGGGUUGGUCCUGGGGUCCUACUUUGUGGCUUGAGCUCAGGUCCCAGCCCCCCCAGGACUUAGCCUUUCAGGAUGAGCCCCAUUUGGGGUCCAGGAAGCUCACUCCUUGUCCACUGAGUCUUCCUGGGAGGGCUGGAUGGGUCACAGGUCCUGACCUCUGACCCCUCCCAGCUGCCCUCCCCGCCUAGCUUAACACCUCAAGCCCACCAUGCAAUGCACCUUGAACAGAGGGAAGCAAGGGCCUGUGGCUUUCCCCCACAGCCUGAGAGACCACAGACCCCCUCCUUCUGUUCCUUUUAUUUAAUAAAAA